This is a messenger RNA of Schistocerca gregaria, 1478 nucleotides long. RefSeq lists its product as uncharacterized. Lineage: Eukaryota; Metazoa; Arthropoda; Insecta; Orthoptera; Acrididae. Gene Ontology annotation, biological process: G protein-coupled receptor signaling pathway. The transcript is spliced from 5 exons. The record is from RefSeq and is a predicted model, not a curated record. Gene Ontology annotation, cellular component: cytoplasm. Gene Ontology annotation, molecular function: G-protein alpha-subunit binding; guanyl-nucleotide exchange factor activity. The coding region runs from base 14 to 1459 and encodes 481 amino acids.
UUCUUCUCUCGUCAUGGGCGCGCCAACCGGGGGCGAUUUGGUUCAAGAAAUGCUCCUCUGCAGCCCGUAUUCCGAAACCCUGGUAGAAAAACUCGUACGGUUCAAUGCUAUUCACGUCUCGUCCGAAACCACCUGCGAUAUCUAUGAACCUUGCGCGAGGGAAAAACUCGUGACCAUGCUAGCGGACCUCAUCUCCCACUCUCCACUGCCAACCUCCGCCCAUCAAAUUCGAGCACUCGCUCCGGUCGUUCAUGCGCUGCAAAUCCUCGCCAGAGAACAAGACGGAUCCUCCCCGCUCUUCACUUCGUCUUUCGUUAAAGAUCUCACCAAAAUCUCCGGACUCCAAAAAUUCAUCCAAAUAACCCAACAAGAUGAAUUCGAGACGCUGAGUUUCUUUUUUCCACUGCUUGAACCGGCACUUAAGUGCCUGGCCAACCUUGUACUCAAAGAAGACCGGCUGCUCGCCGACUUCAUCGCAGAAGACGGGCCAAUCGCCUGCAGGAAGAUAUUCGCCUACCUGAUCCCAAUGCUGGCCGCCGCCACCACACGCAAUCCAACCCCCAACUUUGACGAAGCGUACGACUUCAUCCUCGUCGGAGUCCUCCGACUUCUCGUCCUAUCCACCCGUAUCACCCAUCCCACGUGCAAGGGCACCAUCUACGCACUAAGGGAAUCGCGCUUGCUAGAAGACCUCACCGACUACGUCGUCCUCUAUUCAAAAUUUUUUAAACCCGCUCCCGUACACAUCGCCACACACACGUCACUUCAAGACGCCCUGCGCUGCAUCUUAAACCUGAUCGCCGACUUCGGUGUCUUUGGCAGCAGCAAGAACCUAGCCGAACUAGACAAAUGCAUUCCAAAGCUGUCGCUAACUUUCGACGCCUGGAUCACCUUCCUCGACUACGAUGACUAUCAGAGCAAGUCGCAUCCCGUCUACACCCUCCAAACUCUCGUCGUUUCGUGUCUGGUCAACCUGCCAAUAGAACGCAUCAAAGAGCUGUUUUCCGCUCGUCAGCCUCAGCUCACUCCUCAACAGCUCAUCCACCACAUACUUCACAUUCUGAGUGUCUCCCUCCUGGGCGUAGACUCGCAACUUGAAGAUGAACGCCACUGCAUUCCGCUCCUCAUGCUCGUGACCGACGUCGCCAAAGCAAUUCCAGAUAUCAGAACGCACUGCCUCUCUCAGCUCUUCCUGCACCGCAUCUCGGAAGAGCAACUCGCCAAUUUACCUCAGACCUGCUCUCUCGGUGGCCAUAUCAUACAACUCAUGACCUCUGGAGACACCACCACGAAAUAUUGGGCCAACGAACUCAUCUUUACUGUCUGCAACAACAAUCUCGACCUCUUCGCCAGAGUCGCAGGACCGGAAAAUGUGUCAAACCUGCUCGCCAAAUCGGAUUGCGCAGAGCAAAGCACCUCAAUCCACCGCUCGACGCCUCCCGUGAAAUCGCCAAAAUAAAACAUCGAAAUCAAAACGC